This is a messenger RNA of Phyllopteryx taeniolatus (common seadragon), 3255 nucleotides long. RefSeq names its product zinc finger protein 239-like. Gene Ontology annotation, cellular component: nucleus. The record is from RefSeq and is a predicted model, not a curated record. Gene Ontology annotation, biological process: regulation of transcription by RNA polymerase II. Gene Ontology annotation, molecular function: RNA polymerase II cis-regulatory region sequence-specific DNA binding; DNA-binding transcription factor activity, RNA polymerase II-specific. The transcript has 2 exons. Lineage: Eukaryota; Metazoa; Chordata; Actinopteri; Syngnathiformes; Syngnathidae. The coding region runs from base 1643 to 2824 and encodes 393 amino acids.
GAACUGCAUUCUUCUUAUUGGAAUCUUAUUCGGACUAUUUGCGGGCACUGCUGCGUAAUUUUACUCGUUUGGAAGAAUGUUUGCCCUUUUCGCCUCUUGUGUGCAGGCUUUUGAACAUUUGCUCAUGCCAAGUGAAAUCAGUCUUCAAUCAGAAAAUCUGCGAUAUACAAAGACUCAAUUUGGAAAAUGUAUAUAUUAACAUCCUCACACUACCGUUAAAGACAUUUGAACACCAUUUUUUCAAAAGUUGAACCAGUUGGAAAUGUGUUUGAACGCAAAAACAAAUCGCAAGCUAGCAUAAAAUGUCAAGAAACUGCUGUACAUAUUGUAGCAUUCGUGUACUUGUAUUUAAGAGGCGGGGCCUGAUGGGCCGGCGUCUGACGUCAUCAGGUCUGUUUGCCAAAGUUUGUCUGACAGUAGCCCAAACGGAAUAAAAAUGCAAAUAAACACCUAACGCGGACUAAAAAUCCUGAAACCGAAUGGAAUUUCCUAACCCUUUCACACGGGUAGAAUAUUCCUUUCCUCAAACUGAUCCAAAGUCAAUCGGAAGGUUUUCGGGUUGCGUUCUGUCUGCGCAAACUCUGUCUCUUCGCUAAUUGCUGCCUGGUGGUUUUAACUUCCUGGCUGAUGUCUUGGAUGUUACUUCAGUAUUUCCACAUCAUCUUUUCUCGUCAUGACGCCAUCUAUUUUGUCAAAAUGCACACCAAGCAACCCCACAACAUGAUGCUGCCACCCCUGUAUUUCAAAGUUGGGAGGGUGUUCUCAGGCUUUCAAGCGUCCCUCUUUUUCCUCCAAACGUAAGCAUGCUCACGAGUACCGAGCGCCGUCAUUUCAGUGAACGACUCGGCCGGCGGUCCGCCUGCUAGCCCGCAAACUCGCUAGCUCGCUAGUCCGUGGACCGGCAUCAGCGUCACCGCCUCAUUCGGUUUUGUGUCGGGUGUGGGCCCACAUAACGGAGACACUUCAGGGAACGUUUCCCGUUCAUUGAACACAGCGGCACAUGUUAUUCAAUUUUUGCAAUCGGUCAACUAAUUGGAUCGUGUGUAAAUUCCAGUCUGUCGCAGCAGCAAGCAGCUGCUCAUCUAUAACAUUAUUAGCAUGCAGCUUCAAGUGUUUAAGGUAUGUGUAAACUAUAUAUACACCGGUUUCUGUAUGCCCUAAAAGUAUCCCUCGUCAUCCGAGGUUGGUAAAUUAAAUGCAUUAAAUGCAAUGAAAAGGAUCAUUCGAACUUACAGAAGAAUCGCCCUCUACCUUUGUUGACCAGCAACACACGAACACGCUGCAGUUUGUAUUCCACCUGAUGUUGAAACUAAACCAGACUCUAAUGUGAGACUUUAAGGGUUUGGCUGGGCUCGUACGUUUGCUUUCAAGUAAAGAAGACUUGGUCCCACCUCUUCCAACAACGGCGGGUACGAGCUUAUUACUGUACGUCAGUGAAGGUCUUCGUCCCGAGUGGCCUCACAUUAAAAAGGAAGAGGCCGGUGAAGAGCGCCACCAUAUUAAAGAGGAAGAGGAGGAUGACGAGCUCCACCACAUUAAAGAGGAGGAGCUGGAGUGCCUUUACAAUAAACGGAAAGAAGAGCCUCCUCACAUUAAAGAGGAGAAGUGGGAGCACUUUCACAUUGAGCAGCAGCACCAGCAGAUGGCCCGCAUCAAAAAGGAGGAGGAGCCCCCAUACGUGAAAGAGGCGGAGGAGCGUGUCACAGAGUUGCCAUCGACCGGUGUCCCCCUGAAGAGGGAAGAUGAAGCUCCAAGUGAGAACAGCGGAGGGGCGGAGCCUGCGAGCAGCAGCAGCAGCAGCUCGAGUCGACACGCGACAACAGAAGGUGAAGGAGACCGCCGCGGACCAUCACAAGCAGACGGCCUCUUAGCUCCGCUGUCGGACGGUGACCGCGCCACGUCACACUCUCCGUAUACUGAAGAUGAUGAUGAUGAUGAUGAUGAGGCUGAAUGUCAUCAUGAGGCAGGUCGCACAGACAAGAAACGAUGGGAAUGUUCUCAGUGUGGAAAAACCUUUGCUUCUAAGUGCAGUUUGAAAGUUCAUAUGACGACACACACUGGAGAAAAACCUUUUGCCUGCUCAGUUUGUGGUAAAAGAUUCUCUCAUAGCGCAAGCUUAAGAAGUCACACAAGAACCCACACGGGUGAGAAACCUUUUGCGUGCACAGUUUGCGAUCAAAGAUUCUCUCAGAAAACAAACCUAAGACAGCACACAAGAACACACACUGGAGAGAAACCGUUUGCCUGCUCAGUUUGUGGUAAAAGAUUCUCUCAUAACGCAAGCUUAAGAAGUCACACAAGAACACACACUGGUGAGAAACCGUUUGCCUGCUCAGUCUGUGGUCAAAGAUUUACUUUUAAUGGAAGCUUAAGAAGACACACAAGAUCACACACUGGAGAGAAACCUUUUGUCUGUUCAGCUUGUGGUAAACGAUUCAUUGAAAAGGGAGACUUAAAAAUACAUACAAGAACACAUACUGGGGAGAAACCUUUUGUUUGCUCAGCUUGUGGCAAAACAUUCUCUGAAAAGGCACAUUUAAGAAUGCACACAAGAACACAUACUGGUGAAAAACCUUUUUCCUGCUUAGUUUGUGGCCAAAUGUUCUCUCACAAAGGAAGCUUAAAAAUACACACAAGAACACACACUGGUGAGAAACCAUUUGCCUGCUCAGUUUGUGGUCAAAGAUUCUCUGAUAAUGGAAGCAUGAGAAGACACACGAGAACACACACUGGCGAGAAACCUUUUCCUUGCUUAGUUUGUGGCCAAGGAUUCUCUCAAAAGGGAACCUUAAAAAUACACACGAGAACACACACUGGUGAGUAACAUUUUGCUUGCUCAGUCUGGUCAGAGAUAUUCCAGUAAUGAUUUGUUGAAAAGACAAGUGUGCUCGUGGAAAUAGUAGUGACCAAUGAAGCUCUCAAUGAAAUUGUAGAUGUUGACAUUUCAGCGCGUUGAAUGGAUCGCAACAGGACUGCUCUGUGGUGGACUGUGUGCGGUCGGACGUUUCGCCUCUCAUCUGAGCACGUGGCAUCAGUUCAAGCAAAAAGGCUACAUAGGACAGCGCUAACCUUGCUAAGAAAACCAGAACCAGUGCAUGCCAAGACCCUGAGAAUGAAAUGACUUGUGUAAUCUUGGAACGAAUGACUGUAAAAUUACAUUUGAACAAUCUUUUAUCCUAUCUCCCUUGUUGUAUUUUAUGUAUCUUGUAUUCUGUGUAAAAGCCUUCAGUGGACAAGUGUGGCCACUUAAGUGGA